AUGAAUCAACAACUGGCCAAACAAUUAUCCGAAGAAUUCACGGUUGGUCCAUAUUCAUUACUCCAACAAGCCGUCUUUAACAACACUCAAGUACUUAUCAGUUGCCGCAACAACAAGAAACUGCUUGGACGCGUUACAAUGUUCGAUCGUCACAUGAACAUGGUGAUAGAAAACGUCCGUGAAAUGUGGAUUGAACCUGGCCGUAAAGAUAAGGGACGCAAGUGUAAGAAAUCUAUCAACAGAGAUAGAUUUAUCUCCAAGAUGUUCCUUCGAGGUGACUCCGUUAUACUCGUAGUUUGUAAUGCUGUUAGCGUUUCAAAAUAA
Molecule: messenger RNA, 324 nt
Organism: Dalotia coriaria
Lineage: Eukaryota; Metazoa; Arthropoda; Insecta; Coleoptera; Staphylinidae
Product: probable small nuclear ribonucleoprotein Sm D2
Exons: 1
Coding region: 1-324 (107 amino acids)
Biological process (GO): RNA splicing; spliceosomal snRNP assembly
Cellular component (GO): U4/U6 x U5 tri-snRNP complex; precatalytic spliceosome; U5 snRNP
Molecular function (GO): RNA binding
Source: RefSeq, a predicted model, not a curated record